AGAAAGUGAAACGUCCACAUUUUAUUACGGUGUUUUGCAGUAACUUGCUUAGGUGUUCUUCUAAAAUGGGAAAGAUUUACCAGAUCAUGGUGGUUGGAAUAAAGGGAGAGAAAAAAACAGUUGAUGUUGCCACAUCAGAGGAAGAAUUCAACAAAAUAACUAUUUUGGAAUUCAAAAAGAAGGUUGCAGAAAAAUUGCCGGGUCAAGCAGCCCUUCCUUUAUCUUACCACAGGGGAUGAUCCAUCGUCCCUGAGACUGCUGUACACAGAUAAACAACUAGAGGACAAUGAUACGUUUUUAGACCACCAAAUUAAAGAUCGCUCCACUCUCUUCAUGGUCUUACGUCUACCUGGAGGUUUCCAAACAUGCUAAGAAGUCCACCUCAAGUGCCUCGGCACUGAGUCAACUUUUAAGCAGACUCACAGAGACAUUUGUUGUUCACUAUGGGUAUAAUGAGUGUGUAAUCUGUACAGGCUAUUGUAAAUGGGGUUUGUCCGUCACCCACAUCGGGGAUAAUCGGAGAACAUUCUUUAAUCCUACCCAGUCUUGGGUAUUUUAUCAAUGAAGAAAAGUCUUUAAGAAUUACACCUAUGACUUGCGAUUUGACUUUUGAAUGACUUGACAUGUCUUUAUUCUUGUAAUGCACAAAUUAAUAGGCUAGACCAGGCCUAACUUCUUCAUAUAAAUGAUAUAAUAAAAUGUGAAUGCCAUAACAAAAUGACGAGUUUUGAAUAUUUGUUUUUCUUUAAGUCCACUUGAUAGUGUCCGUCAUCAUAAUAUCUAUUUCUACAAAAUCGAAAGUAAAACUAGGCUAUAACUUGACAAUUGCCUAGCGAAGUUCGACGUGCAUGUUUGAAGUUGACUCGGCAGUAGCUACAGCUUUCCAGAAGAAAAGAUGAGUUUCAAUAAGGUAAAUUCUGAGGCCAAUUAGGCCUAUUCGUUUGUUGCAUAUUCUUUUAUAGUUUAAUUCAUAUUUAGGUACUCUUUCACUUUUAGUUUUCUUUGAGAUAAAUAUCGUUAUAGACCUAAAUUAUAUUCAGGAUACAUUAGAAAGUUGAUUUAAUAGCCUAUAUGAAACAAAAUUUUUACGUUCCGUUUUCUCGAGGCUUAUUUGAGGGCACUUUGUGAAAUAGGCUACAUCUAGCGAACCUAAUGAAUUCUUUCAGGGAUUCAGGAACGAAGUCCAAUACAAUGGCCUGAAAAAUCAAGGUGCCACCUGCUACUUAAAUGCAGUAUUGCAGUGUCUAUUCAUGACUCCAGAAUUCAGAGAGGCAGUGGAGAGGUAAAAUGAAACGAAUUAAAGAAGUUAUUUACUAAUCACUAAUGAUACAAUUAUUUAAUGUUCUACUUUAUUACUUUUUUUUUUUUCUUUCUUUUUUUACGUUUUCCCCCAUUUAGUUAUGAAGCCCCUGGAGAUUGUGGUGAGGAAAAUCUCUUGCUACAACUUCAAAAGCUGUUUACACAGCUGUCAGAAAAGGCAGCCACAACUGGAGGAAUAACCAAGAGUCUUGGCAUUAGAAGUGUUUUUGAGCAACAAGAUGCAGUGGAGUACUACAGGAAGAUUUUAAAAGCAGUGGGCACACAUGCCUCUAAGGUAUGAAACAUUUAAAAGUCUGUUUCAAUGCGAGUGAGAAACAACUUAUUGUAAAUAAGUCUCUGUUAUCAUUGAUCAGUAACGGUCAUGCAAUAACAUUAAGAAUCAGCCUAUGACAGCACAGUGCAUUUCUUCAAGGUCUUUGAAGGGAAAAUGAACAAUAUAACAAAAUGUGGCAAAUGUGGCAAUGAAACCACAGAAACCAAUACCUUCAUCUCAAUGCUGCUGUCCAUCGAUGCUGGAAAUGAUAAGUAUGAUAUGGAAAAAAGCCUGAAGACCUUCUUUGAACAUUCAAAACUAGAAGAGGAUGACUGGAUGUAUUGUGAAAGAUGUGACAGCAAAACAGAAACAGAAACUUGGAGUGAAAUACAUGAAUAUCCCACUGUUCUUGCUCUGCAUCUGAAGAGGUUUGACUUUGAUUACAUACAGAUGAGAUACGAGAAGAAUGAAUGUCGUCUGGAUGUACCUCUAAGUCUUCCUAAAGAGGAUAAUAGGCCUAGAUAUGAUCUUUAUGCCGUUAUCAAUCAUAAGGGUGGAUACAGUGGUGGACACUACAAUACAAUCAUCAGAUCUUAUGAAAAUGAGAUAUGGUACCGUUUUGAUGACUGCAGUGUAACACAGACUUCAGAAGCAUCACUGGAAAACUCAAGCCUACCAUACAUGCUGAUGUACAGAAAAUCAGCAGCACUGAGCCCUGGCAGCAUUCCCCAUCCUAUGAGGAUCCUUCUAAUAGGGCCUUCCAGAGCUGGGAAAAGUACAAUAGGCAACAUGAUCCUUGGUGGGAAUUACUUUCUUUGCAAAAGUGGAUCGGAGACUGUGACGAAAACAUCCAUGGUGAAGACAGUGGGAAAGGUCACUGUAGUGGACACCCUAAAUCUCUUUUCCCUCAACAAAUCGAGUUGGGUCAAGGAAAUGCAGAAGUUCUCUGACCCUGGUCCUAGUGUGAUUCUCUGGGUAACACCGAUAUCUAAAUUCAGUGAGGAACAACAAGGUCUUUUCCACACCUUCAAAAAACGACUAGAUUCAAGAAUCACGAAACGUAUGAUGAUUAUUUUCACAAAGGGCAGACAGCUUAAAGAGUUUGUGCAACCCAUUGACAGAUUUAUUUCAGAUCACAGAAAGCUCUGUAAAGUGGUUCGUUGUUGUCAGAACAGGUACCAUGUCAUUGACAUCACUGGUGGUGAUGGUCACAAUUACACUUCAGAACUGCUUGAAAAACUCAGCGAGAUGGUGACAUCGAAGGAAGCUACUGCAAUUACUCGAAUGCAGUUAAAGUGUUUAAGAAGAAGUCGUCUUAAUAAGAAGACAAAAAAACAUCAAAGCAACAAAAAAUGAGUGAAAAAAAUUGGUGAAUAAGAAGAAAAUUAAAGCUAGAAAUGCGGUGAAUCAUUGAAUGUUUUAAUGUUGUUAGGUUAUCUGUUUUUAGCUGCUAUUUUUGGUGUUUUUGCAUAUUGAUAAAAUGUAAAUAAUUUCCAUGGUUUUUCUUGUACAUUGAAUUGAUAUAAAAAUUAAUGUAUCACAGUUCAUAACAAUAAAGUUGCAUUUGAAAAUAGCAAAUGAAGCAAAAUAAAUGUUAUGUUUUGACCACA
Messenger RNA from Ctenopharyngodon idella (grass carp), 3183 nucleotides. RefSeq lists its product as uncharacterized. Bases 1748 to 2929 code for a protein of 393 amino acids. Gene Ontology annotation, molecular function: GTP binding; cysteine-type deubiquitinase activity; protein binding. The record is from RefSeq and is a predicted model, not a curated record. NCBI's taxonomy places the organism in Eukaryota, Metazoa, Chordata, Actinopteri, Cypriniformes, Xenocyprididae. Gene Ontology annotation, biological process: protein deubiquitination. The transcript is spliced from 9 exons. Gene Ontology annotation, cellular component: nucleus; cytosol.